GCUGCCGGCGGUAGAGAGGAAUGCUUUUUCUCUUUGUAUGAUGUUCUUUCUUGCUUCCAGAACUCACUGGAUCUUCUCAUCUCUAAGCUUGUCAGUCUAUGACUCUAUGAACUUCAUGAAAAGGAUCGCUAUGGCAUCUGCAACUCCAACCCACUUGCCAACAUAUACCCAGCUUCAGUCUUUCAGAAACCCAGCACCAAUUGCUCUAUUUGAAAACUGCAAUUCCAUGUACUACAUCAAGCAAAUACAUGCCCAAGCAGUGAAAACAGGCCUCACAUCGCACCCGAUCGCGCGUAACAGAAUCAUCGUCUUUUGUUGUACUGAUGAAUUUGGUGAUGUGAACUAUGCCCGUCAAGUGUUCGACGCAAUUUCUGAACCAGGUGUGUUUCUUUGGAACACCAUGAUCAGAGGCUAUAGUCGGAUACGAUGCCCUCAAGACGGGGUUUCUUUGUAUUUAGCAAUGCAGAGGAUGAGUAUCAAGCCCGACUGUUAUACGUUUCCGUUCUUGUUGAAGGGAUUCACGCGUGAAAUUGCGCUGGAAUGUGGCAAAGAGUUGCACCCUCAUGUGUUGAAGUAUGGACUUGAUACUAAUGUUUUUGUUCAAAAUGCUUUGGUGCAUAUGUAUUCUGUUUGUGGCCUAAUUGAUAUGGCACGUGGGGUUUUUGAUAUGAUUCACAUGAAGGAUGUUGCAACUUGGAAUGUAAUGAUUUCUGGGUACAAUCGAAUCAAGAAGUUUGAUGAAUCCUUGAAGCUUUUUAGUGACAUGGAGAAAACAGGAGCGUUGCCCACUUCAGUUACACUUGUCUCGGUGAUAUCAGCGUGCUCCAAAUUGAAGAAUUUAGAUGCCGGGAAGCAGGUUCAUAAAUACGUCAAGGAUUGCCUGAUCAAACCUGAUUUAGUGUUGGGAAAUGCUUUGGUUGACAUGUAUGUAGCUUGUGGGGAAAUGCACGUUGCACUUGAGAUUUUCGAAAAGAUGAAAACAAAGGAUGUAAUUUCUUGGACUACCAUUGUUAAGGGGUUUGCCAGUUCUGGACAAGUUGAUCUAGCUCGGAGCUACUUCGAUGAGAUGCCUGAAAGAGACUACAUUUCAUGGACUGCAAUAAUGGAUGGGUACCUCUGGGUGAACCGGUUCAAAGAGGCACUGGAACUUUUCCGCCAGAUGCAAACUUCGAAUGUAAAGCCAGAUGAGUACACUAUGGUAAGCAUUCUAACAGCCUGUGCACAUCUAGGAGCACUUGAACUCGGAGAAUGGAUAAAAACUUACAUUGACAAGAACAAGAUCAAGAAUGAUGUAUUCGUUCGAAAUGCUUUAAUAGACAUGUAUUUCAAGUGUGGAAAUGUUGAGAAAGCCUUGAGGGUCUUUAGUGCAAUGCUUCAAAGGGACAAAUUUACAUGGACGGCUGUGAUUGUUGGCCUUGCUGUUAACGGACAUGGUAAGGAAGCUCUUGACGUGUUCUCUCGAAUGCUAGAAUCUUCGAUAACUCCCGACAAGAUAACUUUCAUCGGUGUUCUUUCUGCGUGUACUCACUCUGGAAUGGUGGCUGAAGGAAGGAACUUUUUCGAUAGUAUGAUCACCCAACAUGGAAUCCAGCCUGAAGUUUCACAUUACGGGUGCAUGGUGGAUCUUCUUGGUCGAUCAGGGAAUCUAAACGAAGCUUUUGAGGUUAUACAGAACAUGCCAAUGAAACCAAAUGCAGUUGUAUGGGGAGCUCUGCUUGGCGCUUGUAGAAUGCACAGAGAUGCAGAACUGGCUGAAAUUGCAGCUAAACAGACGCUCGAGCUGGAGCCCGACAACAGUUCCGUUUAUGUUCUCUUGUGCAAUAUAUAUGCAGCUUGCAGUAAAUGGGACAAUUUGCGCGACGUAAGGCAACUGAUGAUGGACAGGGGAAUCAAGAAGACGCCUGGUUGCAGCUCGAUAGAGGUGAAUGGUAAUGUUCAUGAGUUUGUUGCCGGGGACCGGUCACACCCUCAAUCCGAAAAAAUCUAUUCCAAGUUGGAUAAGACGAUUGAAGACUUGAAAGUUGUCGGGUAUUCCCCGGAUACAUCGGAGGUUUUCCUUGAUGUGCGGGAGGAGGAUAAAGAGAGUGCAGUUUGCAGGCAUAGUGAGAAGUUAGCAAUGGCAUUUGGGCUGCUUAGUUUGGGAGAUGGGGCGACAAUUAGAAUCAUGAAGAACCUUAGAAUCUGUGUGGAUUGUCACAGCAUGGCAAAGUUGGUCUCCAGAGUUUAUGAUAGAGAAGUGAUUGUUAGGGAUGGAACUCGGUUCCACCAUUUUAGACACGGUUCGUGUUCGUGUAAAGAUUAUUGGUGACGGUUUGAUUAAAGGACCUUUGGCCAGUUUAGCCGACGCGGCCAAGGGGGCGGGAUAAUCAGUUAGGACUAGAAUAGGUCCAAAUGUUUGGUUUCUUCCAAGCAAAAGAAGAAGAUAGUGUAGUUUGAUGAUUAACUUGCUUUCUUAAUUUGCUAAAUCCUCUAGCAUUUGCUGCAAUUUCAAUGAUAAAUGUAUCUCAGAGAGAGAUCUUGCAUGCGCGAAACCUAUAAGUCUCACGUGUAUUGAAGAUAUGAUAUUCAACGCAGCAAGUAAAUA
This is a messenger RNA of Malus domestica (apple), 2584 nucleotides long. RefSeq names its product putative pentatricopeptide repeat-containing protein At3g15930. Gene Ontology annotation, cellular component: intracellular membrane-bounded organelle. Gene Ontology annotation, molecular function: protein binding; RNA binding; zinc ion binding. Lineage: Eukaryota; Viridiplantae; Streptophyta; Magnoliopsida; Rosales; Rosaceae. The record is from RefSeq and is a predicted model, not a curated record. Gene Ontology annotation, biological process: RNA modification.